Molecule: messenger RNA, 357 nt
Organism: Porites evermanni
Lineage: Eukaryota; Metazoa; Cnidaria; Anthozoa; Scleractinia; Poritidae
Source: the annotation of a GenBank genome assembly
AUGAUGUUGCCUUUCCUUGUCAUCAUGAGUUUGUCCAACCUGUGCUUCACCAAAUCCAUUUCCCACCAACAGGAACCACUUCUUGACAAUCAGACCAUCAGUCAUCAGUCGGUUGCACAUAAUGGAACGGCCGGGGGCGCUAACAACCCGUGCCUGUACGACAGAGGCAGGAAGUGGGACUCUUGUCGGCAAAAAUAUGUCCAAGAGGUUUAUUGUCAUAGUACACACGCUGUCUGUUAUGGAGCACUGGCUAAAGGUUAUAGUUACCCCGCCUGUAAAGUAGUAAUUGGCUAUCCACAAGCCAAAUACAUUUCAAAAUGCGCUGCAUUGUCUAUAGACUGCCAAUGUGCUGCCUGA